Molecule: messenger RNA, 3604 nt
Organism: Micropterus salmoides (largemouth bass)
Lineage: Eukaryota; Metazoa; Chordata; Actinopteri; Centrarchiformes; Centrarchidae
Gene: lrif1
Product: ligand dependent nuclear receptor interacting factor 1
Exons: 3
Coding region: 284-2770 (828 amino acids)
Biological process (GO): regulation of DNA-templated transcription
Molecular function (GO): nuclear retinoic acid receptor binding
Source: RefSeq, a predicted model, not a curated record
CAGGAACGGAAGCCGGGAGGAGAAGCGCCAGAAGAAAGAUGAGUCAAAAUGUUGUCACUGCGAAUUAAACGGCGUUUAUUUAGUGUAAGAAAGACCGCGUCGGGGCUUCAGACAGCCUCCCGGUGUACUUUAAGUAACGGAGUGACGGAAACGACGCGCGUGCUUUGACGUUUCUUCAUGGCUUUCAUGUGUGUUAAUAUUGGCACGUUCCUGGAAUUAUAUUUCGGUUUCGCGUUUCGUUGAACCUGUUUCCGGUCGCGGUACGUAUACCGCAGGUGAAGACAUGGACGCGGUUCACAGGUACAGUGGGACUGGCGUCUUCUACCAGGCGAUGCCUGCUGUCGGAGCCGAUGGAAAGAACAUCAUGAAACUGAUUCCUGUACAAAUGGUCAACGGACAGUUUGUCCAAAUUCAAAUAAGCAAACCCAAAACUGAUCCUACGCCACAGAAAGCUGUGAGCAUAAACUUUGCAGCGUUGAAUCCUUCUGCCACUCAGCAAACUGUCAGUAAUCAGUUUUCCCUCGUGAAUGGCUCUGCUAAUCAAGUAGGUUUGGAUCUUGGAAAUCCAUUAAACAAACAUCCAUCACAGAAACAGACUGUAUAUUUCAAGGCAAAAGUACCUCAGAUGGCAACACCUGCAGCUAACUGUGGGAAUUCACUAAGACCUCCAAAGCAACUCCCAGUGACGGUUAAAUCCCCGGCCCUCCCAAGAGGACAGUACCUUCAGAUUCCCCCCAAUGCACAAGUCCGGACAGUCCCAGCAUCUGAACUCCCUCUGGGUAUCAAGAAACAGAUUUUCACUUCAUCAGCUAGCUCCCCUCCAUGUUCAGGCCUGCCCAGCGUGGUUUACGUGUCACCUAUCACCACCGUGAAUCAGGGCGCUACUCCACCAGGGGAUUCUGCACUUCAGAAGCUGCUUUACAAUACACCAAACAAAACUUCACAUGGAUCAGUAGGCUCAAAACCACGUUUAAAACUGAUUCCGACAGUUUCACAAAGGUCCAGCGGCCCCUUAAAGUGGGUGAUUGAAGAAGAGGACUGGUCAAUGGCUCCGACUCCUGACUUUAUGAAGUCUCCUUCUGUUACUUCAGAGAUCCUUAGGGCUGUGGCAGAGAGAGAAAACGCCACCAAGCACCAGGACGUCAUCCACAAACCGGCAUCUCAGCCGAGUCCGGGCAGAGGUGGGCAAGAACAGGAAAACGCCUUGGUCAUGUGCAACGGGAAGGUGUUUUUUGUGGCCAAAAAGUGCAGCCUGUCACCUAAAAUGCGAAGAAGCCACGUGCCCACAGCAGCAACAAACAGUUAUGAGUUCAACAAAACCGCCAUAUCUUCAUCCCAAACAUCACUCUGGUCAGCUGCACCUAAAUCAAAGCCGGACUUCAGGAUUAUCAUUCCAGAUGAGUCUGAUGAAGUGAUCGACCUCUGUGAUGAUGAUGCUCAGGAUGACUCGUCUCAACCAGCAGCAGCAGUCCCUCCUCUGGAUGAAGAUAAUGUAAUAUUUGUGUCGUAUAUUCCACCCAAAUCUGAGUCUGGAUCAACACAAAAGUCGAGACUAAAAACACAAAAAGCACCUCUGAAUGAAGCAGAUCAGACGGCCGCGAGCAGCUGGAACAGUGACACGGAGCUAAAGAGUCUGGAUGGUACAGGUGACUGUGGAGGCAGACAGGAAGUCAACGACCUUAGAGAUAAAAUACCUGGCCAGAGCACUGUGCAGAAUGUGACGCAGAAUGUCUGUGGCUCAACAGUGGUGAACGUGCACGAUAAUGAGGGCUCAAACACCAGCAGCCAGCCGAGCUCCUGUACCCAACAGCUGCAGAGCGUGGAGGGUGAUGCAGCAGAUCCCAGCAGCUCUGACAGACACAAAGGAAGAUGCUCUCCUACAGAGCAAGACACCCACAACAUGGAGACAACAAGGACGACACCAGAAUCCCGUCAAAUAGACGACCUCCUCCUGAGACGGCUAUUUGGGAUAACAGCUGAUGUGAAAAUACGGCUGCAGAGGAUCGAUGAAGCCUCCACUGGGUCCGUCUAUGCAGAUCCUCCACAGGAGUCAGCGGAGGAUCAUCAAGAACUAACAAGCAGGUUCACAGAACUGUUUUCACAGGACCUUCAAAGUCCACAUGAAACCGACAGCUGUAACGGUCUCAUCGUUGUCGGACCUCCGGAACAGGAACCGUCAGCAGACCAUCCCGCUUCACUUCCUCACACAGACAGUGAAACCUUUAAAUGUUCCCAUUUUAAACUGAACACACAACACCUGUCAGGUCAAAGUUCACCUGAAGAAUCAUGUGAUGUGGAAUCAGAGCCAGUGAUUGGCUAUGUGGAACCCAUAGAGGAGGACUUCCUCAGCGCCGAUGAAAAUGACAUCCCCAACUCACAAGACGCUGCAGUCCGGCCUCAGGCUCAAAAUCAUGUGGAUCUGAGUACGAACACCAGGAGGAUGGGAAGAAUGAGGAAACGCACGAGGUGUCCGUGCUGCAUCCCCAGCGCCAAGUCAGAGGAGCCAGAGAGGAAGUGGGCGUGGACGGCAGAGCAGACUGGCAAAAAAGGGGGCAGAACAAAGGGUGUGAGGAAAGAGGUUAAAACAUCCGGAAGGAUCAGCUGUCUGACAGCAGAGACGCAGCAGGUGUGUAAGACGUACGCGCUUCCAGCCGGUGGCACUUUAACGUCCAUGGACUCUGACGAACUAACACGCCACGAACAGAUCAGGAGACUCAGAGUGCUUCUGAAGGAGAAAGAGGCCGCUUUAGAACUAAUGAGGAACACAUGACCGUAGACUCUACUAUACUAACAGAUGUUUUGUUCUAAAGUUAUUGAAUUUAUCUUUAUCAUAUAAUCUGCUGUUGCUCAACAAGGACUAGCCCAAGUACUGGCUUCAGCACAGCGUCAUGGACAUACCUGACCUGGAUGUACCUAUGAUGGCCUUCAGUUUCACAGUGGUGUGGUACACAGGUGUGUCCAAAGCUGGUAUCUAAAUUGUGUAUAUAUUUAUAAACUGUAUAAAACACUGCCUCCAUUUCCAUUUUAUCACCGCGAUGCUAGAGCCCAUUGUCUUAUGAAGAAGUACUUUACUUAUCCCUCUUGGGUUAGAUGGAUUGAAAAUAUUUAAGAAAUAGUUCCACCAUUCCAUCCACACUGACUCCGACCACCAUGUCUGGUGACAAACUCACAUAAUUCUGCGUAGGGUACAAGUAUUUUCCCAUCACUGCGGAGCUCUAUAUAUUCAUAGUUAGGCUCUGGCGAUAUCAAGGUGUUACAGUAUACCAGGUAUUUAAGAACCCCGACAGUAUUACUGUCAAUCCCGUCACAAAUCCAGAUGCUGCUCUUUCAGUCUCAGCUGCACAUUUACUGCUGAACUUCCCUGCUCACCUGUUCCUCGGCUCACCUGCCACUCACUUGCUCUCAGAGUCAGUGUGGACUCACAUCUAGUGUGAGAAACUGAAUGCUUCAGAUUUAGUUAGUCAUUAAUAAGCAUUUUGUAUUUAAGGUAUUUAUCUUUAAAACAAUGAGUGUGUAAUGUAAUUCCAUUUAUGUUUAUGAAAUACUAAUAUUUAUAUUUUGUUAGAGUACUUGUGCUAAUAAAUGCAUUGGUUGAAAUAAUUCA